AUGUGGCCGCGAGCCGCGUUCCGCUCCCUCACCUCCCAUCCCUCUCCAUCCUCCCCUCAGCUCAAGCAGUCCACAGCCCGUAUCGCCUCCUCCCUCUCCGCCCCUCAUGGCGCCACUUCGCCCGCCGCCCUCCUGACUGUCGCCGCACGCGUCUUAUCGCCGUCGCGUGCACACUCCUCGUCGCCCGCCUCGCUGCCCGAGCGCGCUGUCUUUGAAGGCGACCGCCUCACGGGGGCGGAUGGAGAGAGCGGUGACGCCCCGGGGGCAGAUUUGCCGAGUCGGCGCAUGAAUGUGUUCACGGCGGUGAACGAUGCGCUCUUCAUCGCACUCGACUCCGACCCCAGGUCGUUCGUGUUCGGCGAGGACGUGGGCUUCGGUGGCGUCUUCCGCUGCACCUCGGGACUCUCAGAGCGGUUCGGCCGCCACCGAGUAUUCAACACGCCGCUCUGCGAACAGGGCAUAGCGGGCUUCGCCGUGGGUCUUGCUGCCAUGGGCAACACGGCGAUAGCGGAGAUCCAGUUCGCGGACUACAUCUUUCCUGCAUUCGACCAGAUUGUGAACGAGGCGGCCAAGUACCGCUACCGCAGUGGCAACCAGUUCAACUGCGGAGGGCUGACGAUCCGAGCGCCGUACGGGGCGGUGGGGCAUGGGGGGCACUACCACUCGCAGUCGCCAGAGGCCUUCUUCUGCCACGUGCCAGGCCUCAAGGUGGUGGUGCCGCGAGGGCCCGUGCAGGCCAAGGGGUUGCUGCUGUCUGCCAUCCGCGAUGCCAACCCCUGCAUCUUCCUCGAACCCAAGUGGCUGUACCGCCUGGCAGUGGAGCCCGUACCCCUGCACGACUACAUGCUACCGCUCUCCUCCGCUCAGGUAGUGCGGGAGGGCACGGACGUGACAGUGGUGGGAUGGGGGGCGCAGCUGGCGGUGUUGCUGCGAGCAGCAGAGGAGGCUGCCCAGGUGGGCAUAUCGUGUGAGGUCAUCGACCUGCAGACGCUGCUGCCCUGGGAUGCUGCCACCGUUGAAGCCUCCGUCAGCAAAACCGGCCGCCUCCUGGUGAGCCACGAGGCGCCUGUGACGGGUGGAUUCGGUGCGGAGAUAGCGGCCACCAUCACCCACCGCUGCUUCCUCCGGCUGCAAGCCCCCGUGGCACGUGUGUGCGGGCUGGACACACCCUUCCCGCUUGUGUUUGAACCCUUCUACCUCCCAACGCAGGACAAGAUCGUGGAGGCUCUGAAACAACUCAUCCAGUACUGA
Messenger RNA from Closterium sp. NIES-65, 1251 nucleotides. The record is from the annotation of a GenBank genome assembly. NCBI's taxonomy places the organism in Eukaryota, Viridiplantae, Streptophyta, Zygnematophyceae, Desmidiales, Closteriaceae.